This is a messenger RNA of Hippocampus comes (tiger tail seahorse), 1115 nucleotides long. Its product is annotated as leucine-rich repeat-containing protein 3-like. NCBI's taxonomy places the organism in Eukaryota, Metazoa, Chordata, Actinopteri, Syngnathiformes, Syngnathidae. The annotation marks the transcript as partial. The record is from RefSeq and is a predicted model, not a curated record. Gene Ontology annotation, molecular function: protein binding. The transcript has a single exon.
UCGCUGCACUUGGAGCGCAACAAUAUCCGGAGCCUCCCCGAGAGCGCUUUCGUGGAGCUGGCCCAUCUGCGGGACCUCUACCUGGCGCACAACCGCAUCGACUCGCUGUCUUCGGGGGCCCUGCGCCGGCUGGGUCCUGAGUUGCGCCUUCUGGACCUGUCGCACAAUCAGCUGAGGCAGGCCAGCCGGGACGAGUUCGGGGGCACGCGGGCCAAGACGCGCCUGUACCACAACCCCUGGCACUGCGACUGUACGCUCCAAGAACUCAUGGAGGCGCUCAACCUGGAAGCCGAGACGGUCAACGGAAUCGUCUGCGAGAGCUCAGUGCGAGGGCUGGGCGAGGCCAGCCGUUGGGAGGAACCGGGCGUGAUGGGCGAGCACGCCGGUCAGCCUCUGGACCGAAUCCUGGACUCGGGGGUGAACUUCUGCAGUUUGCAGCGCAAGACCACCGACGUGGCCAUGCUGGUCACCAUGUUCGUGUGGUUCUUCAUGGUCAUCGUGUACGUGGUUUACUACGUCAGGCAGAACCAGGCCGAGGCUCGCCGGCACCUGGAGUAUCUGAAGAGCCUACCGAGUCCUCGUAAGACCCCCACGGAGACGGACACCCUGAGCACCGGCUUCUAAAUUUUUAACCCCUGUGACUACUGAAAUACUAUAUGGCUUCUUGGUCAAGCCAAAUGGUGUAUCUGUUUGCCUUUUUAAGUCAGAACAGUUUUUCUGUGGCACACACAUAGUUCGAUCACCCACUAUUGUGCCCACCUGCGAAUUGCAAACAUCAGCGAAUGAUCGAAUACCCACUAAAAUGAUUUUGUAAUUGCAUUUAGAUGCCGCAAAUGGCGGCAAAGCCUUUAAAACAGAGACUGCAAUUCAGUUUAAAUGAUUAACUUGUCGAAGCAACACAGACAAAAAAAAAAAAAGAAUCAGCAAAGGAUCAUUACCAUGCCUCUAACAUGUACACAAUUACAAAGCUGUUACAGAAAUGACUAUUCAGUACAGCGGUGCCUUGAGGUGCGAAUCAAUUUUUUUUGUCUUCAGACACGCUCAAAUUGCAGAUGUGAGUGCGCUUCACACCCCCACCGCUAGAUGGCGAGAGCACACUUCACAUCAUCAAGUCA